This is a messenger RNA of Ilex paraguariensis (yerba mate), 6221 nucleotides long. The record is from the annotation of a GenBank genome assembly. NCBI's taxonomy places the organism in Eukaryota, Viridiplantae, Streptophyta, Magnoliopsida, Aquifoliales, Aquifoliaceae.
GCGAUCUAUAUCCAGAGAACGCUUGAGAGUGCGACCUAUGAAUUCACUACCUCUUGAACCAACCUGAAUAAUGGCCGUUUGGUUUGAAAUUUGUAAAAAUUGUAAAAAAAAAGAACAACAAUUGUAUUGGUGUCAUAGAACUAUUUGGAAACCCUAUUUUUUCUCGAUCUAUCUAUUGAAAUCUUGUACGAUCUGAAGCAGCCAUGGAUAUUCGAUUUCCAUACUCGCCGGCGGAGGUCUCCAAAGUCCGUUUUGUUCAGUUCGGCAUCAUCAGCCCCGAUGAAAUUAGGCAAAUGUCGGUGGUGCAUAUCGAGCACAGUGAGACGAUGGAGAGAGGGAAGCCAAAGAUUGGCGGCCUUAGCGAUCCUCGUCUGGGUACCAUUGAUCGGAAGAUGAAGUGCGAGACCUGUAUGGCCAGUAUGGCAGAGUGUCCUGGACACUUUGGGCACCUUGAGCUUGCCAAACCCAUGUUCCAUAUUGGGUUUAUAAAAACAGUACUCAGUAUUAUGCGGUGUGUUUGCUUCAAUUGCUCCAAAAUUCUUGCCGAUGAGGAGGAUCACAAAUUUAAACAGGCUCAGAAAAUCAGAAAUCCCAAAAACAGGCUUAAAAAGAUUUUAGAUAGCUGCAAGAGCAAAACCAAAUGCGAAGGUGGUGAUGAAAUUGAGUCCCAAGGUCAAGACACUGAUGAACCAGUUAAGAAGAGUAGAGGGGGUUGUGGUGCUCAGCAGCCAAAGCUUACUAUUGAAGGUAUGAAAAUGAUUGCUGAAUACAAGAUUCAGAAAAAGAAAAGUGACGACCCUGAACAGCUUCCCGAACCUGUUGAAAGGAAACAACAGCUUUCUGCUGAAAGGGUUCUUAAUGUCCUCAAGCGAAUAAGUGAUGAAGACUGCAUUUUGUUGGGUUUGAAUCCUAAGUUUGCCCGUCCAGAUUGGAUGAUUUUGCAAGUCCUCCCAAUACCUCCCCCUCCUGUAAGACCUUCGGUGAUGAUGGAUACAUCCGCACGGAGUGAGGAUGAUUUGACCCAUCAGUUGGCCAUGAUCAUAAGGCAUAAUGAGAAUCUGAGGAGACAGGAGAGAAAUGGGGCUCCUGCACAUAUAAUAUCUGAAUUUGCACAAUUGUUGCAGUUCCAUGUAGCUACAUAUUUUGACAAUGAGCUUCCGGGUCAGCCAAGGGCUACACAGAGGUCAGGCCGCCCUAUUAAAUCAAUCUGCAGUAGGCUUAAAGCUAAGGAGGGUCGGAUUAGGGGUAACUUGAUGGGUAAGCGGGUCGAUUUUUCAGCACGGACAGUCAUCACCCCAGAUCCAACCAUUAACAUUGAUGAAUUGGGAGUUCCAUGGAGUAUUGCUUUGAAUUUGACGUAUCCAGAAACUGUCACUCCGUAUAAUAUUGAAAGGCUAAAGGAGCUUGUUGAAAAUGGCCCUCAUCCUCCCCCUGGGAAAACUGGAGCCAGGUACAUCAUUAGAGAAGAUGGUCAGAGGCUUGAUCUUCGUUAUUUGAAGAAAAGUAGUGACUGUCAUCUGGAGCUCGGAUACAAGGUGGAGCGACACUUAAAUGAUGGAGACUUUGUUCUCUUUAACCGUCAACCCAGUCUUCAUAAGAUGUCUAUCAUGGGGCAUAAAAUCAAGAUCAUGCCAUACUCAACUUUUCGCUUAAAUUUGUCUGUCACUUCCCCGUACAAUGCGGAUUUUGAUGGAGAUGAAAUGAACAUGCAUGUACCUCAGUCUUUUGAAACCAGAGCAGAAGUUCUGGAGUUGAUGAUGGUACCUAAAUGCAUCGUGUCUCCUCAAUCAAAUAGACCAGUCAUGGGUAUUGUGCAAGAUACCCUUUUAGGUUGCCGUAAGAUCACUAAGAGAGACACCUUCAUUGAGAAGGAUGUUUUCAUGAACAUUUUGAUGUGGUGGGAGGAUUUUGAUGGGAAAAUACCCGCACCUGCAAUCUUGAAGCCUAGACCCCUUUGGACAGGGAAGCAAGUUUUUAAUCUCAUCAUUCCCAAGCAGAUAAAUCUCUUGAGGACGUCAGCUUGGCAUGCAGAAACCGAAACUGGACAUAUUACUCCGGGAGACACUCAUGUUCGAAUAGAAAGGGGGGAAGUUCUUUCUGGCACUCUUUGCAAGAAAACCCUUGGCACUUCUACAGGAAGUCUAAUUCAUGUUAUCUGGGAGGAGGUUGGCCCUGACGCUGCUCGCAAGUUCUUGGGACAUACCCAAUGGCUUGUGAACUAUUGGCUUUUGCAGAAUGGUUUUAGUAUCGGUAUUGGAGACACAAUUGCAGAUGCAUCAACUAUGGAAAAAAUUAACGAAACUAUUUCUAAGGCAAAAAACGAGGUGAAAGAACUUAUUAGGGCUGCACAAGAUAAGCAGUUAGAGGCGGAGCCUGGACGAACUAUGAUGGAAUCAUUUGAGAACAGAGUGAAUCAGGUGUUGAACAAAGCUCGUGAUGAUGCUGGAAGUAGUGCCCAGAAAAGCUUAUCGGAGAGUAACAAUCUCAAGGCCAUGGUUACAGCAGGGUCUAAAGGAAGUUUCAUUAAUAUAUCACAGAUGACUGCUUGUGUGGGACAGCAAAAUGUUGAGGGUAAGCGAAUCCCUUAUGGCUUCAUAGAUCGGACUCUUCCCCAUUUCACCAAGGAUGACUAUGGACCUGAGAGUCGUGGUUUUGUGGAGAACUCUUAUCUUCGAGGGUUGACUCCCCAAGAGUUCUUUUUCCAUGCCAUGGGUGGUAGAGAAGGUUUGAUUGAUACUGCAGUCAAAACUUCUGAGACUGGUUAUAUCCAGAGGCGAUUAGUGAAAGCUAUGGAAGAUAUUAUGGUUAAGUAUGAUGGUACAGUCAGGAACUCCCUGGGAGAUGUCAUUCAGUUUCUUUAUGGGGAAGAUGGUAUGGAUGCUGUCUGGAUUGAGUCACAGAGGGUUGAAUCCCUUAAAUUGAAGAAGUCUGAGUUCGACAGGACGUUCAGAUAUGAGAUCGAUGAUGAUGACUGGAACCCUAAUUACAUGUUGCCAGAGCACGUUGAGGAUCUUAAAACUAUUCGUGAGUUUCGCAAUGUAUUUGAUGCCGAAGUUCAGAAACUCGAAGUCGACCGAUUGCAGCUGGGGACUGAGAUUGCAACCACUGGUGAUAACAAUUGGCCGAUGCCUGUUAAUCUCAAGAGGCUUAUUUGGAAUGCACAGAAUACAUUUAAGGUUGACUGUAGGAGACCUUCCGAUAUGCAUCCUAUGGAGAUUGUGGAAGCCAUUGAUAAACUUCAGGAGAGGCUGAAGGUUGUCCCUGGUGACGAUUUGAUGAGCAUGGAAGCUCAGAAAAAUGCCACUCUCUUCUUCAACAUUCUUCUACGUAGUACAUUUGCAAGUAAGAGGGUGUUGAAAGAAUACAGUUUAACUCGGGAGGCAUUUGAGUGGGUAAUUGGUGAGAUAGAAUCACGUUUUCUACAGUCCCUUGUAGCGCCCGGAGAAAUGAUUGGUUGUGUUGCUGCUCAGUCCAUUGGUGAGCCUGCCACCCAGAUGACUUUGAACACCUUCCACUAUGCAGGUGUGAGUGCCAAGAAUGUCACUCUUGGUGUACCUAGGUUGAGGGAAAUUAUAAAUGUGGCCAAAAAAAUUAAAACCCCUUCUCUCUCUGUCUACUUGAAGCCCGAAGUAAGCAAAACCAAAGAAAGGGCCAAGAAUGUUCAAUGUGCUUUGGAAUACACUACACUACGCAGUGUAACGCAAGCUACCGAAGUAUGGUAUGAUCCAGAUCCCAUGAGUACCAUUAUAGAAGAGGAUGUUGACUUUGUCAAGUCUUAUUAUGAAAUGCCUGAUGAAGAAAUUGACCCUGAUAAAAUUUCUCCCUGGCUACUUCGUAUAGAACUAAAUCGAGAGAUGAUGGUGGAUAAAAAAUUGAGCAUGGCUGACAUUGCUGAGAAGAUCAAUCUAGAGUUUGAUGAUGAUUUAACUUGUAUAUUUAAUGACGAUAAUGCUGAAAAAUUGAUUCUUCGUAUCCGAAUCAUGAAUGAUGAGGCUCCUAAGGGGGAGUUGCAGGAUGAAUCUGCAGAAGAUGAUGUCUUCCUUAAGAAGAUUGAAAGUAAUAUGCUGACAGAAAUGGCCCUUCGAGGCAUCCCAGAUAUUAACAAGGUGUUCAUUAAAUCUGGUAAACUCAACAGAUUUGAUGAAAAUGAAGGAUUCAAGCCAGAGGUUGAGUGGAUGCUUGAUACCGAGGGCGUGAAUCUUUUGGCAGUUAUGUGUCAUGAAGAUGUUGAUGCUAAGAGAACAACAAGCAAUCACUUGAUUGAAGUGAUUGAAGUUCUUGGAAUUGAGGCAGUUCGUAGGUCCUUAUUGGAUGAGCUGCGAGUGGUUAUAUCUUUUGAUGGAUCAUAUGUAAAUUACAGGCACCUGGCUAUUUUGUGUGACACUAUGACUUACCGUGGUCACUUGAUGGCUAUCACUCGUCAUGGUAUUAACAGGAACGACACAGGACCAAUGAUGAGAUGCUCAUUUGAGGAGACGGUUGACAUUCUUCUUGAUGCUGCUGUAUAUGCCGAGACAGAUCACCUUCGGGGUGUUACUGAGAAUAUUAUGUUGGGUCAACUUGCCCCUAUCGGUACAGGUGACUGUGCCUUGUAUCUAAAUGAGCAGAUGCUGCAGCAAGCAAUUGAUAUUCAGCUUCCUAGUUACAUGGAAGGCCUGGACUUUGGCAUGACGCCUGCCCGUUCACCUAUCUCUGGUACCCCUUAUCAUGAUGGCAUGAUGUCCCCUAAUUACUUGCUCAGUCCAAAUCUUCGAUUAUCACCCAUCUCCGAUGCACAAUUUUCUCCUUAUGUUGGUGGUAUGGGCUUCUCUCCCACAUCCUCACCAGGAUACAGCCCUUCUUCUCCGGGAUACAGUCCCUCAUCACCUGGUUACAGCCCAACCUCUCCUGGUUAUAGCCCGACCUCUCCUGGAUAUAGUCCCACAUCACCAGGCUAUAGCCCCACUUCCCCCACAUAUAGUCCAAGCUCUCCAGGUUAUAGUCCAACCAGCCCUACAUAUUCCCCUACAAGUCCGUCUUACUCCCCCACCUCACCGAGCUAUAGUCCAACGUCACCCAGCUACAGCCCUACCUCUCCAAGUUACAGCCCGACAUCUCCCAGUUACAGUCCCACUUCCCCAAGUUACAGUCCCACUUCCCCAGCAUACAGCCCCACUUCUCCUGCUUACAGCCCUACUUCUCCCGCAUAUAGCCCUACGUCACCAUCCUAUAGCCCGACCUCUCCAUCCUACAGCCCUACUUCACCAUCCUACAGCCCAACCUCACCGUCCUACAGUCCAACCUCGCCUUCUUACAGCCCUACUUCUCCAUCAUACAGCCCUACCUCUCCUGUCUAUAGCCCAACUUCCCCCGGUUACAGUCCUACUUCUCCCAGCUAUAGCCCCACAUCUCCAAGUUACAGCCCCACUUCUCCAAGUUACAAUCCUUCAUCAGCAAAAUACAGCCCAUCCCUGGCGUAUUCCCCGAGCAGUCCAAGACUCUCUCCAUCCAGUCCAUACAGUCCAACGUCUCCUAAUUACAGCCCGACAUCACCUUCAUAUUCACCAACAUCGCCAUCGUACUCACCUUCAAGUCCAACGUACAGUCCUAGCAGCCCUUACAAUUCUGGUGUCAGCCCAGACUAUAGCCCAAGUUCACCACAAUACAGUCCAAGUGCUGGGUAUUCACCAAGUGCACCUGGAUAUUCACCAUCGUCUACCAGCCAGUAUACUCCACACACGAGCAACAAGGACAAUGGAAGUAAACGGUAGCUUGAAAUUUUCUUGAUAAUUUGAUGCAAAUCCUAUUGUGGAAAAUAAAUCUUUGGUUUUUGUUUCUAAGCGGAACCUCAAGGAAGACCUACCAGGAAUAUGAUUGAUGCUUCAACAUUGUACCCCCCACCCCUCGGCCCCUUCUUCCUGUCUUGUCUAAUUGAAAGGGAAGCUGUUGCGUCCUAAAUUAUCAUUUGUGGGAAGGAGGUGAACUUUGUAUUAUAGGCCCCAGUGAUCAUUACGUGUAUGCGUUGCAACCGCUUGAAUCUCUUCCGUAGGUUGAGCCCACUGUCCCGCUUCAUGAAGUUGAUCUUUGUAUUAGUGAUGUUUUUUUUUUAUUUGGAUUAUGAUCUGAUAUAUGUCUGCUCACUAAUGUGUUCAUGUAUUUACAUUGUUCAGUGUUAAUAUACUUUUGAGUAGUUUGUUUUUGUUUCUGUUUUAAAUGGUUUUUGUCGUAUAGAAAGGCAAGGU